UAAAUGCUCAUUUAGAUAGAAAAAAUCUCAAAAAGUUACACAUUUUAAAAAGUAGGCAAAUACUACAACAAUAAUAAUUUUUCUCUGUUGUUUUAAAGAGAUGGAGGUCUCACUAUGUUUCUCAUACUGUUCUGGAACUCUUGGAUUCAUGCAUUCCCCUUGCCUCAGACUCCUAAGUAUCUGGGACUACAGGCAUGUGCCACAAGUCCUGGCUCCCCUACAUUAAGGGUAGCAUUUUUACCACAUCUUUCUAUGAUAGCAAUGUUAUAACUUUCUGUAGAGAGAACAGAAGGGUCUGUCAUUCCUCCAGGGUGGUUGAUCCUAUCUGCUUUCUAUUAGUGACAAUGUAGUUCUUUCAGCUUCACAACUCACCAUAUGUCCUUUCAAUUUUUAGGAUUGUUGUCAUGUUUGAAAAACCUGUAUCAGGUUUCUUUUACACAUGAGCUAUGGGGGAGUUCAAGGCAUUCAAGGUUUCUUAUGCAGUGACCAUAGGGCCUUGGAAAGGGGCAGGCAGCCAUGGCACCUAGUACUGGCCUGAACAAGCCAAGAAGCCGAGACCAGUCAGACGCAGGGACAGAAAACAGGACGCACUGGCCGCUGGACUCUGCCACCGCCCCCUUCUCCCUGCCGUCUGCGCCCGGAGGAUGAGCCCAGCCUUCAGGGCCAUGGACAUGGAGCCCCGCGCCAAGGGUGUCCUGCUGGAGCCCUUUGUCCACCAGGUCGGGGGCCACUCGUGCGUGCUCCGCUUCAAUGAGACAACCCUGUGCAAGCCCCUGGUCCCGAGGGAACAUCAGUUCUACGAGACCCUCCCAGCCGAGAUGCGCAAAUUUACUCCCCAGUACAAAGGUGUAGUAUCUGUACGCUUUGAAGAAGAUGAAGACAGGAACUUGUGUUUAAUAGCAUAUCCACUAAAAGGGGACCAUGGAACUGUGGACAUUGUAGAUAAUUCAGACUGUGAGCCAAAAAGUAAGCUCCUAAGGUGGGCAAACAAAAAACAUCACGGCCUAGAAACAGAAAAGACUCCCAAGGACUGGGUGCGUCAGCACCGGAAAGAGGAGAAGUUGAAGAACCAUAAGUUAGAAGAAGAAUUUGAGUGGCUAAAGAAAUCUGAAGUCUUAUACUACAGUGUAGAGAAAAAGGGUAAUAUAAGUUCCCAACUUAAACACUAUAACCCUUGGAGCAUGAAGUGUCACCAGCAACAGUUGCAGAGAAUGAAGGAGAAUGCAAAGCAUCGGAACCAGUACAAAUUUAUCUUAUUGGAGAACCUGACUUCCCGCUAUGAGGUGCCUUGUGUCCUUGACCUCAAGAUGGGCACACGUCAACAUGGUGACGAUGCUUCAGAGGAGAAGGCAGCCAACCAGAUCCGAAAAUGUCAGCAGAGCACAUCUGCAGUCAUUGGCGUGCGUGUGUGUGGUAUGCAGGUUUACCAGGCAGGCAGUGGACAGCUAAUGUUCAUGAACAAGUACCAUGGGCGGAAGCUGUCAGUGCAGGGCUUCAAAGAAGCACUUUUCCAGUUUUUCCACAAUGGACGGUACCUGCGCCGUGAACUCCUGAGCCCUGUGCUCAAGAAGCUGGCUGAGCUGAAGGCGGUGUUAGAGCGACAGGAGUCCUACCGCUUCUACUCAAGCUCCCUGCUGGUCAUCUAUGAUGGCAAGGAGCGGCCCGAAGUGGCCCUGGACUCAGAUGCUGAGGACUUGGAGGACCUGUCAGAGGAGUCAGCAGAUGAGUCUGCUGGUGCCUACGCCUACAAGCCAGUUGGCGCCAGCUCAGUAGAUGUGCGCAUGAUCGACUUUGCACACACCACCUGCAGGCUGUAUGGCGAGGACACCGUGGUGCAUGAGGGCCAGGAUGCUGGCUAUAUCUUUGGGCUUCAGAGUCUGAUAGACAUUGUCACAGAGAUAAGCGAGGAGAGUGGGGAAUGAGCUUAUUGGCUGCUCCAGUAUCUGAGAGACUCUCUGUGUCCCAGGCACAGCUGUGCUGCGUCGGGAAGGAGGCCAGUAUGGCCAGGUGGUGGCCCCUGCAGCCUGGAGCUGAUGUGUAGUGGCCUGUGUGAGCUCCAGCCUGAGCCAGCCCCAGCUGUGCUUGGAGUCUUUAUUUAUUUUAACUAUUUCUUCAACAUUCCAUGUUUGAUGAUGCAAAUACCUCUUUCUUCCCUGAGUGUAUAUGUUCUAAUACAAAUCUUUUUGUUUAUUGUA
Microcebus murinus (gray mouse lemur) is the source of this 2195-nucleotide messenger RNA. The record is from RefSeq and is a predicted model, not a curated record. Lineage: Eukaryota; Metazoa; Chordata; Mammalia; Primates; Cheirogaleidae.